AUGGCGAUGGCAGCGGGCCUGGCGCGGCUGCCCGCGGCGUGCAAUCAACGGCUGGCGGAGCUCCUGCGGCAGGUGGACGACGUCGACAUGGUGUGGCUGGAAGAGAUCCGCGAGGAGGCGGCCAGGAUGUUCGGCAGCCACUACAGUGACCAGCCGGAGCUGAUGCCCAAGACGCCAUCGCAGAAGAACCGGAAGAGGAGGAAGCGGCCGUCCGCGCUGCGGGGCGAGAGUCUGGAGCUGGGCAGGAGGAGAUUAUCUAGAAGGAGGACUAACAACCUCAAAGCAGUGUCCUCUAAGCGAUAUUCUCAGCGACUCCAAAAUAAAGAAGACUCAGCACCAGUCAGCACCGAGGCCCAAGAACUCUCAAGCCAAACUGUCUCUCAGCGGUUGACAAGAUCCCAGGUUAUAGCGCCUGCCGACUGCUCAGAGGUCCUUCCUGAACAUCUAGGUGAAAGGGUAGUUCCCGUUGUAGAAAUCAGUGUCUGCGAUCGUGUUUCUGCUGAGUUUCAGUUCCAGAAGUGUACACCUGAACCAGCGGAGAACCACUCCACGAACCUCCCCCUGAGCUCAGAUGACAAGUCUCCCGAGAAGAGCAGUGCUGCAGAAUCACAGCAUUUGCCUUCUGCAUCUGAGCUCAAGGUCCCUCAUACCCCAGAGGCAAAAGGUUCAGGAGAGCACAAGAGUGCGUUUAAGAAGACAGCAAAAGCAGCUAAUACUACAGUUGUUUUAAGUGAAGAGCCUGGGCUGGAAGAGGUAGAUGACUCUGCUCAGGUGCAAAAGCAUAAUGAGAGGGAUGAUAAAGAACCUCAGCAUACAACAGAUAGCCCAGAAACCCCUACAGGUUCUAGGCUAAGCCGUCGCUCUGUGCGCAGAAGUUUGAUGGGCAAACCUUCCACGAUUCGUAGAACCUCACUGGCAGAGAAAUACUCACUGGCCCGCAAGAGGGAAAGCGCUAUUCGGAAAUCUAUCGCCAGGACAGUGAUCAAGCGUAAGGCGCCCCAAAAGUUAUCUGUGUCCUCCAGUUCUGUGAAUGGCUCGGGUUCUGAAGAGGUGCCAGAAGAUGAAGAAACAGUUGUCAACACUGGACCUCCUCCUGUACCUCGUACCCCUCCGAAGCUGGAUUUCCAAGGCCUGCGGAUGUCACUUCGCUCUCAGACUGUCAAAAGAAAUGAACAGCAGCAGGAGACGAGCAACAACGAAUGUGACUUAAGUAAGAGUGAGAAGACCCAGGAACCACCCCAAAGUGCCAGGAGAAAGACAAGUUACAAGAGAGCUGUGGAUCAACGCUAUGACACCCAGCAAGCAGAAGAUGGAGGGCUUUCUCCUCAAAGAAAAAAGACUCCAUCUCCUCCAUGUCCAGCCAGCAAAGUUGUACGGCCUUUCAAAACAUUUUUGCACACUGUGCAAAAGAAUCAGCUCCUCAUGACCCCAACCUCUGUGGGGAGAAAUGGAGUAAUAAAGUCUUUUAUCAAGUACAACACUCCUCUCCAACAUGAUCCCAAGGAAAAGGAGAGACAAAAACUGCAGGCUCUGAGAAAGAAGGAAGAGGCUGAGCAGUUGAGAAAACAAAAAGUGGAGGAAGAAAAGAAACGGCGACUGGAAGAGGCAAAGUUGAGGCGUGAAGAACGCCUGCGUAAAGUGCUGCAAGCUCGGGAGCGGGCAGAGCAAUUGGAGGAAGAGAGGAAAAGGCGCAUUGAGCAGAAGCUAGCUCUGUUUGAUGAGAAGACAGAGAAGGUGCGGGAAGAGAGACUGGCAGAAGAGAAGAUAAAAAAGAGAGCAGCUGCCAAGAAAAUGGAAGAAGCGGAGGCCCGGCGCAGGCAGGAUGAAGAGGCCAGAAAGCAAAAAGCACUGCAGCAGGAGGAGGAGGAGCGUCGGCACAAAGAGCUAAUGCAGAAGAAGAAAGAAGAGGAGCAGGAACGUGCCAGGAAAAUUGCUGAGCAGAGGCAGGCAGAACAGGAGAGAGAAAAACAACUGGCUGCAGAGAGAGAGCUGGAGAGGAAGAAGGAGCAAGAGAGGAUUCAGGCAGAAAAGCAACGUGAACAGCAAGAGAAGGCAGCUCGCCUGCAGAAGGAAGUAUUGGCUGCUAAAGAGCAGCUCCAGAAGGAGACAGAGAAAAAAAAGGAAGAGCAGUUGCUAGCAGAGAUGAAGAGGCAGGAGCAAGAACAGAAGAAACAACCAGAGGAACAAAAAGCUAAAGAUGUAGCCCAAACACAGCACCUAGAAAACAAAGAGAAUUCACCUGCCUGCAAUUCAUACCAGAUGACUCCCCAGUACCAUAAAGAUCCAAAGCCCCCCAAGAUAAAUCCAAAUAACUAUGGAAUGGAUCUGAACAGUGAUGAUUCUACUGAUGAUGAAAGCCAGCCUCGCAAACCCAUCCCGGCCUGGGCCAGUGGGAAUCAGCUUAGCCAAGCAGUAAUUCGCCAGUACUACAACCCUCCCAAUGUUGAUGCACUCUUUGGGACAAUCGUAAGCCCCAAGUUGGAGGACAUCUUUUACAAAAGCAAACCACGCUACUUCAAGCGCACCAGCUCUGCUGUGUGGAACUCCCCACCGUUUCCAGGUGCCAAAUCGGUUCUAGGUCUGCCAUACAGCCUGAAAAAGUACUGAGGUGGACAGUAGCUGUCUCCUGUGGAGCAAUAACAUGCAUUUUUCUCUCUCUAAAUGAGAAGAGAGUUACUAUUCAGUAUCCCUAAAUCUUUAGGCACCGGCAUUGAAUAAAUGUCAACUCUGACUGGGUCUCUUGCAUUUUCUAUUUUGGAGCCUUGUUUUCUUACCACUGAGCGAAGUUGCAGGCUUUGGGGAGAUCUUGCUUCUGAACAGGGCAUCUCCUGUUUCCUUCAGCUUUAAGAUGCAUUCUCAUGACCUGUAAGUCUAAAUCUUUGCAUCAUCUCAAGCAAGUGUGAUUGUUCUCUUCAGCCAAGCAGGCCUGGCAGCUGAUGCAUGCAGUAGAGAAAGGUAUGUUAGUGCUGUUCCUGCCUCUCUGUGGCUGAAGCCAGAAUAUUGUACAGCUAAUGACCACUGCACGCAUCUUGAGUCAAGUCCAAAGCACUACUGAUGUCCUUAAGAAUAAAGAUCUUAGCAGCCAUGGUCUUCAUCUCCUGCAAAUUGCAAAAUAAUUUGGUUUGGUUUUCAUUAGUAUGCUCUACGUCAACACCAAAUACAUUUAUGUGCAUGAGCUAUAUUGAUGAUGAUGUUACUGCAGCUCAGGAGGAAAUAUUCUGAGGAUUUUAAUGACCUUUCUUCUGCUGUUAGAGAGAGAGAGGUGACUCUGGAGUUAACCAUGUCUUCAGGAACACCCAGACUGGCAUAAGUAAUCUUUGUACUUCUGGCAGCCUCUCAAAUAAAUUAUACAAAGGUCCGGGUAUUUUUUCUCUAAUUUAAAUUCCAUGUUUGUGGCAGAUUGGAUUAAAAGAAUGUUUUUAUUUAGCUUUAAUCCUUGUCUUGCUCUUUUCUCCCCUUAGAUAUUUCACUUAGUCAGCAUCAAAGCUGGUUUUAUUUUUAAGCCUUCACUUUGCACUUCUUGUUCAGUAAAGCAAUGUCAAAAGAGUUUCCUCAUAACAGCAAAAUAUGAGCUCAGAAUUUCAGCUCCAAGAUCUCUUGGUGUUCUAGUCUACAAGUUUCUGCAUAGAGAGAACAGAAGUCCCAGUAGGGCAGUGACAUUUUUCAAGGAAACAGUUACAUAAAUUUCUAUAGGUUGCUGUGGAAAUCUGUCUUCUGCAAAGUAGGCAAAAUAUAUGGUUCUUACCUCAGAAUCAUCUUUUUUUGGGGGGGCUUGAUUUUAAAGAGGGUGAGUAUUCAUGGCUGCAACUUCAGUCAGUAGACUGAGAGCACUGUACAUACAGCUUGGUCGCUGAGAAAAAAAUACCCCUGGAGAUUAUGUAACAUGUAAGGAGUAUUUCCUUGUGCUUUAGCUGUCCUUCAAAUAGAUACCUUUAAAAUGUGUUUUUAUACUUAUAACAUCUGUCAGUUUUGUAUUUGCUAUUGAUGAGUGCGUUCUGUGAAAUGAUUGUGCUUUGAUAAAUGUUCAGUAGAUUGAAUUUUGUACUAUCAUCUUAGAAUGAGGAAUGCUUACUGAAAUGACAAACAGUUGAAUGCUAUCUGAAUGUCUGACAGCUUGAUAAAACUGAAGUCAUCUCUG
Lagopus leucura (white-tailed ptarmigan) is the source of this 4138-nucleotide messenger RNA. It is a transcript of the gene INCENP, whose product is annotated as inner centromere protein. Gene Ontology annotation, biological process: positive regulation of protein serine/threonine kinase activity; metaphase chromosome alignment; meiotic spindle midzone assembly. The transcript has 17 exons. Gene Ontology annotation, molecular function: protein serine/threonine kinase activator activity. The record is from RefSeq and is a predicted model, not a curated record. The coding region runs from base 1 to 2607 and encodes 868 amino acids. NCBI's taxonomy places the organism in Eukaryota, Metazoa, Chordata, Aves, Galliformes, Phasianidae. Gene Ontology annotation, cellular component: midbody; nucleus; meiotic spindle midzone.